Messenger RNA from Epinephelus fuscoguttatus (brown-marbled grouper), 1977 nucleotides. Its product is annotated as sodium-dependent neutral amino acid transporter B(0)AT1-like. The coding region runs from base 32 to 1870 and encodes 612 amino acids. The transcript is spliced from 12 exons. Gene Ontology annotation, cellular component: membrane. The record is from RefSeq and is a predicted model, not a curated record. Gene Ontology annotation, biological process: sodium ion transmembrane transport. Lineage: Eukaryota; Metazoa; Chordata; Actinopteri; Perciformes; Serranidae.
ACUACUCUGCUUCAGUGCAUAAGUGGUCACGAUGAGACUGGUACUGCCUAACCCAGGACUGGAUCUCCGGAUCCCUGACUAUGAGGAUCUGGACAGGAUGGAGAAGGAGGAGGCUGAUGACAGGCCCAAGUGGGAUAACAAAGCUCAGUACAUCUUAACUUGUGUGGGAUUCUGCAUUGGGCUUGGUAACGUGUGGCGAUUCCCUUACUUGUGUCAGAGUCAUGGAGGAGGUGCUUUUUUGAUCCCCUACCUGAUCCUGCUGGUGGUGGAAGGAAUGCCUCUCCUGCUGUUAGAGUUUGCCAUUGGCCAGCGUCUCAGGAAAGGCAGCGUGGGGGUGUGGAGAGCCAUUAGUCCUUAUCUGACUGGUGUUGGUAUAGCGUCCAUGUUGGUGUCCUUGUUGAUUGGACUUUACUACAACACCUUAAUGGCUUGGGUCAUUUGGUAUCUCUUCAAUUCCUUUCAAGCCCCACUGCCUUGGACCCAGUGUCCUCUCAAUGACAAUCGCACAGGAUUUGUACCAGAGUGUCAACAGAGCUCGACUGUGGAUUACUUCUUUUACCGAGUGACUAUGAAUGCCUCAACCUCUAUAGCUGACUCUGGAGGAAUCCAGUGGCCCAUAGUACUCUGCCUGUUAACUGCCUGGACCAUCGUCGCUAUCUGCUGCAUACGAGGCAUCGGCACAGCUGGCAAGGCGGUUUACAUCACAGCCAUUCUACCUUACAUAGUGCUGGCCAUCUUCCUGAUCCGAGGACUGACUCUUAAAGGUGCCGUGAUUGGAUUAAAGUUCCUCUUCACACCAGACGUGGAAGAGUUGAUCAAACCAACAACUUGGCUGGACGCAGGUGCCCAGGUCUUUUAUGCCUUUGGUUUGGCAUGGGGAGGCCUCAUCUCCUUCUCAAGCUACAAUCCUGUUCACAACAACUGUGUGAGAGAUGCAAUGAUCUUGACAGUUGUAACUGGCCUUACCUCCAUCUAUGCUGCCACAGUCACCUACACCAUCAUUGGCUUCAGGGCCACAGAGAAAUAUGACAACUGUAUCAGUGAUAACAUCAGGACAUUAUUAAAUGUAUUUGACCUUCCUGAAGACAGCAUCACUGCAAGCAACUACAAGGAAGCCUUGGAUCAUUUCAACAUCUCCUCACCUGGUAUUGUUCUUGGAUUGGACAUCAAACCCUGUGACAUGCAGAGGCUUCUCAGUGAGGGAGUGGAGGGAACAGGUCUGGCCUUCAUUGUGUUCACAGAAGCCAUCACCAAGAUGCCUGGUUCCCCAGUCUGGUCUGUCCUCUUUUUCAUCAUGCUUCUCUGCUUGGGACUCUCAACCUUGUUUGGCAACAUUGAAGGGGUGGUGGUCCCAUUGAAAGACCUGGGUGUAUUCCCUAAAAAAUGGCCCCAUGAAGCACUGACUGGAGUAACCUGUGUGGUCGCCUUUGUCAUCACCCUCCUGUUUUCUCUGCAGUCAGGGUUUUAUUGGGUAACUCUCUUUGACAACUUUGCUGGAUCUGUCCCACUUCUGACCAUUGGAUUUUUUGAGAUGAUAGCUGUUGUUUACAUCUACGGCAUAGACAGGUUCAAUGAGGACAUAAAAUUCAUGGUCGGACAUAAGCCCUCCAUCUUCUGGCAGAUUUCAUGGAGGUUCAUCAGUCCUCUCAUCGUUCUGAUUAUUUUAGUUUUCUACCUGGUGACACAGGUUCAAGAGGAGCUCACCUACUUAAUCUGGGAUCCCAAUUCUGAGGAGUUCCCAUCUCUGGCAUCAGUCACUUACCCUUCGUGGAUCUAUGUGAUCAUCUUUCUUUUGGCAGGAGUGCCCAGUCUGGCAGUGCCUGUGUAUGCAUUAUGUAGGCUGAUCUUUGUUUGCUGCAAUAAAAAAUAAAAUCUAAUCCAAAAAUGAGCCAAAUUUCUUAAAAAUCCACAUAUUUCAGAAGACAUUGAAAUGAUUUUUUCCAUUUUGUAGUGUUAGAUUUUUGCAUUAACAUGACC